Messenger RNA from Truncatella angustata, 1044 nucleotides. RefSeq lists its product as uncharacterized. The record is from RefSeq and is a predicted model, not a curated record. The coding region runs from base 183 to 884 and encodes 233 amino acids. NCBI's taxonomy places the organism in Eukaryota, Fungi, Ascomycota, Sordariomycetes, Amphisphaeriales, Sporocadaceae. The transcript has a single exon.
UUGAGCCCAUCUUCCAAAAUUGGUAAUUCGCAUUUUGCGAAGGGCUAUCUGAGGCCAAGGUCGGUAUUCUGAUCAACAACUGAGGUCAGAACAAUGUUAGGGUUGGAAUCAAGCUCGGCCAAUUUACAGGCAUAUCCCGGCACUUCUGUCAGGAACAGUCUUCUGGCUCCACAGGAUCCCGGAUGGACGCCCAUGCCCUUCCUAUUCUGAACCACACUGUAACCGUCUCUAGACUUGAUCGAGACCAAUUCGUUUCGAGAUCUGACGGAUGUAUUGUCACUCCUAUUCACUGGUCCAUCUUCGUGCCAACGCCGGGGGUAAUUGGCGAGUUGCUCUGGCAAAUGUGCAGACUACGGGCCCGUAGAGUCCUCUCAAAUGGUACAUCCCCUGUCUUUACACAUCGCCCCGGACCAGGACCCCUACUCUGUCAUCAUCCUUGCCAUAUGGUAACCUCUGCGAAAGUCCCAGAGCCGCGCAAGCCUUCCCAUGAUCAUCCUAUCGUCGCAUGUCACAGAUUCGCACCAAGCAGGAUAAGCUCAGAAACAUCCCGGAUUUCUACCCCCGUCCUCCCGCAGUAUUGUUUCCUUAACCUUCUCCUGCUUCUUCCUUUUCAUUUCAGUGUCUUGGUAUUUCCAGAUACCAAACUUCAUUGGCACCUUAAUAUAGGACGCGCCAUCGAAGCAGCCGCCAGGUGCAGGCAUAGUCACAGGUAUGAUCUACAUCGAAUGAUCCUCGGUUUCCCAACGCUUGGCAAUCCCCAUAACAACUAUUCCCUGCCCUUUCUUUCUGGCCCUGUGCAUGAGACACCUGCUUCCUUCCCUUCUGUCAUCAACUUUCGUCUUUUUCCUCGCGACUCCAGAUCAGUGGUAUUUCUCAAUAGCUGACAGGCGCGGCUUCUUCGCUUCGUUGUGAUUGCAGGCUUCAGUAAUCUUACAUUCUUUCGCAUAAUUUUUUAAGUAAACAUUAUUUCUCGACAACUGGUGUAUAGAUGGACACGCAAUUCAGCAGGCUCUGAAAAUAUUGAAGACGCUACGACAUUCACGA